Messenger RNA from Dictyostelium purpureum, 2370 nucleotides. RefSeq lists its product as uncharacterized. Gene Ontology annotation, molecular function: RNA binding; 5'-3' exonuclease activity; RNA endonuclease activity. The transcript is spliced from 2 exons. Bases 1 to 2370 code for a protein of 789 amino acids. Gene Ontology annotation, biological process: mRNA 3'-end processing by stem-loop binding and cleavage. The record is from RefSeq and is a predicted model, not a curated record. Gene Ontology annotation, cellular component: mRNA cleavage and polyadenylation specificity factor complex. Lineage: Eukaryota; Evosea; Eumycetozoa; Dictyosteliales; Dictyosteliaceae.
AUGGUACAUCACCACCAUCAUCAUAGAUAUCACCAUAAUCAAAAUCAUUUAAAAAGACCGUUAAAAGGAGGUACUGAAGAUGAUGAUAUUUUAGAAAUUACACCAAUUGGAAGUGGAAAUGAAGUAGGUCGUUCAUGUGUUUUAUUAAAAUAUAAAGGAAAAAAGAUUAUGUUUGACUGUGGUGUACAUCCAGCAUAUUCAGGUUUAGUUUCAUUACCAUUUUUUGAUUCGGUUGAGUCAGAUAUUCCAGAUAUUGAUUUAUUAUUAGUCAGUCAUUUUCAUUUAGAUCAUGCAGCAGCAGUACCCUAUUUUGUUGGUAAAACUAAAUUUUCAGGUAGAGUUUUUAUGACACAUCCAACCAAAGCAAUUUAUGGAAUGUUAUUAGCAGAUUUUGUUAAAGUUACAACAAUUACAAGAGAUGACGAUAUGCUAUUUGAUGAAAAGGAUUUAAACAGUAGUCUAGAAAAGAUUGAAAAAGUGCGUUAUAGACAAAAAGUGGAACAUAAUGGUAUCAAGGUUACAUGUUUUAAUGCAGGGCAUGUGUUGGGUGCAGCAAUGUUUAUGGUGGAAAUAGCAGGUGUCAAGAUUUUAUAUACAGGUGAUUUUUCAAGACAAGAAGAUAGACAUUUAAUGGGAGCAGAAACCCCACCUGUCAAGGUUGAUGUUUUAAUUAUUGAAUCAACCUAUGGUGUUCAAGUACAUGAACCUAGACUAGAGCGUGAAAAACGUUUUACAACAUCAGUACACGAUGUAGUUUCAAGAGGAGGACGUUGUUUGAUUCCGGUUUUCGCUUUAGGUAGAGCUCAAGAGUUAUUAUUAAUUUUAGAUGAAUAUUGGAUUGCCAACCCUUCACUCCAUGGAAUCCCAAUUUAUUAUGCCUCAGCAUUAGCCAAAAAGUGUAUGGGUGUUUAUCGUACCUAUAUCAAUAUGAUGAAUGACCGUGUUCGUGCUCAAUUCGAUGUAUCAAAUCCUUUUGAAUUCAAAUAUAUUUCAAAUAUUAAAGGUAUCGAAUCUUUUGAUGAUAAUGGUCCAUGCGUUUUUAUGGCAAGUCCUGGUAUGCUUCAAAGCGGUUUAUCACGUCAGCUAUUUGAACGUUGGUGUACAAGUAAAAGAAAUGGUGUUGUUAUUCCUGGUUAUUCUGUAGAGGGUACAUUAGCCAAACACAUUAUGAGUGAACCAACUGAAAUUACCCGUCUAGAUAAUGUUAGUGUUCCAUUAAAUCUUUCUGUAAGCUAUGUAUCAUUCAGUGCUCACUCUGAUUUCCUUCAAACAUCAGAGUUCAUUCAAGAGAUACAGCCCCCACACGUUGUUCUGGUUCAUGGAGAUGCCAAUGAAAUGUCACGUCUUCGUAAUGCAUUAAUCGGUCGUUUCAAAUCCAUCAAUGUAUUGACACCAAAGAAUGCGCAAUCAGUAAGUCUAGAAUUUAGACCUGAAAAAGUUGCCAAAACAUUAGGAUCCGUUUUAACCAGUGCUCCUCAACAAGGAGAUCUCGUUCAAGGUAUCUUGGUCACCAAAGAUUUCAUUCAUCAUAUUGUCGCUCCAAACGAUAUUCACAACUAUACAAAUUUAAAAACAAACACCAUCAAGCAAAAACUUACCAUACCAUUCGCUCAAAACUAUCACAUACUUUACAGCACAUUAGAACAAAUCUAUGACAAUAUCGAGGAGAGUGAAGAACGUGAUGUCAAUACCAACUCUAUCAAGCCAAUCAUUACCAUCUAUAAUGAAAUUAAAUUAACCUAUAAUAUCGGUGUUUCAAUUGUAUUAGAAUGGAACUCCAACACUGUUAACGAUAUGAUAUGCGACUCUAUUAUAGCAUUGGUAUCACAAAUCGAAUCUAAUCCACUUAGUAUCAAAGUUAGAAAUCCAUUAUCUCAAUCAUUAAACGACAUCAAAGAGGAAAUAAACACUGAAAACCUAAAAGACCAAGAGGAAAAAUUAGAAAAAAGGUUAAAAGACGAAGAAACACCAAUAGGUGAUCAAUCAGAUCCAGAUAAUAUUGUAAAUAUUAAAGUUUUAAAUAAAAAAUCAAGAAAACAAUCUGCAAAUUUAGAUUUAAUAACUCAAGUAAGAUCAUUAUUAGAAGAACAAUAUGGAAAAAUGACAACCGAUGAAACCAAUCCUUUAAUUUUAAUUUUCGACUUAGAUGGUCAAAAAGCUUUAAUCCAUUUAGAAUCACUUCAAGUAGAAUGCUUGGAUAACAUAUUAAAACAAAAAUUAGAAAACUCAAUUAAAAGAAUUAAAUUAUCAGUUCAUCCGAUAAAUAAUAUUCAAAUUAUUAAUAGUAAUAACAAUAACGAAACUUUAAAUAAUGACAAUAACAAUGAUAAUAACUCCCAUGAGGAUAAUAGUGUAGAAAUUAAAAACUAA